Messenger RNA from Echinococcus granulosus, 1248 nucleotides. RefSeq lists its product as hypothetical. Bases 1 to 1248 code for a protein of 415 amino acids. The record is from RefSeq and is a predicted model, not a curated record. Lineage: Eukaryota; Metazoa; Platyhelminthes; Cestoda; Cyclophyllidea; Taeniidae. The transcript is spliced from 9 exons.
AUGACUGUUAAACCUGAUAUAUUUGAUUGCAGCUUGUCUUCUUUACAACUGGAGAUUAACUCAUUUGAAAGUCAAAAAGUUACAAAAAUAAAAGAAGUGGAAACAGGUAAAGAAGAAGCAGAAUUCAUCGAUUUUGAAAGGGGAGUAAUUAUUACCUUGGAGAAGAAUCACCGCUGGGAACAGAAUAAUCUUUUUCCUCCCAGCCCCAUCUCAACCGGUGAUUUGAGAAGACAAAAAGAAGCGGUGGAAGCAAGGAGAGCACAGGUGAAGGGAAGUCCUACAAAAUCCACUUCAGUUUGUGUUCCGUUUGAAUGUGAGAAAGGGGGGGGGGUUCAAAAUUCACGCAAUUUUCUUGAUUUUAUUCUCUCCCCGGAAACUGCACAAUUUAAAGAUCGUAAGUGGAAUUUUCUUUACCAAUUGUAUAAGUUAAAAGGAGACCACCUUAAAGUACUGACUGGCAUUUUGACUGACGUUUUUUUGUCAAAGACCAUUAAAAUGGCUUCCACCCCAUUGAAGCGGAACACAGAAGGGAAAGGGGGUCAAGUUUUCUUUUCCAGUAUAAAGUUGUCAAAUAAAAUUAAUAAUUAUUUACGACUAAAGUGUUCAAAGGUGAAAAAAAUGAAGCUGAAGUUGUCCGUCAAUCCAUUUGUCCAUCUAUCGAACCAUCCAAUCUCCAGCCGUCCUGUAUCCACCUAUCCAUCUAUCUAUCCACUCAAUCCUCUAUCCACCACGUAUUCAUCCAUCCAUUCAUCUAAACAUCUAUCCAGUCGUCCACCAACCCAUCCAUUUAACCGCCCAAUUCUCCGUCUAUCCAUUAUCUAUUCAUCAAUUCAUCCAUCUAUUCAUCCAUUCUGUGUCCAUUUGCCAGCCAAAGCCGACCUGUUGAUUUUAUCUCCUCCUCCUCCUUCCAAAUAUCACAUGGUUAUUCUACUAGAUUUUUUCUGCAGGUCUGCUCUGAAUAGCCUUGCUUCGGUUCAAAAGGCAAUCCAUCCAUUGGAUUGGGAGAAAACUGGGAGAAUAGCUGCUUAUAAGACGAAUUUCCACUCUUCCUUGAAUUUUGAUCCCAUUCUAUGCAGUAUGCUGCGGACUUUCCAAGAUUGUGUACUUUCAAUCAUUUUUUGUUUUAAUUGCUUUUUAUACCCACGCGGAUUUUUCAAAUUCCGUGAUUUUGUUGCACAACUGCAAAUGCUCCCUCGUGCCUGGAUUAUUCUUAGGUGGGUCGCUAUACUCAAAAAGUUCUAUAGAUGA